This is a messenger RNA of Bactrocera tryoni, 740 nucleotides long. RefSeq names its product signal recognition particle 19 kDa protein (gene Srp19). NCBI's taxonomy places the organism in Eukaryota, Metazoa, Arthropoda, Insecta, Diptera, Tephritidae. Bases 95 to 553 code for a protein of 152 amino acids. Gene Ontology annotation, biological process: SRP-dependent cotranslational protein targeting to membrane, signal sequence recognition; SRP-dependent cotranslational protein targeting to membrane. The record is from RefSeq and is a predicted model, not a curated record. Gene Ontology annotation, molecular function: 7S RNA binding. Gene Ontology annotation, cellular component: signal recognition particle, endoplasmic reticulum targeting. The transcript has 3 exons.
GCUGUCAGUUUUUUGUUGAAAAGUGCAAAUUUUUUGGAUUUUCUGUAUUACAAUUAAAUAAAUUGAAAUAAAAUAUUAAAAGUAAAACAAUAAAAUGGCUGCGUCACAACCCGUACGAACAAACUGGCAUCCGAAUAAAAAGCAUACUGAUGUUGAACGUUGGAUUUGCAUAUAUCCCGCAUAUAUAAAUAGUAAAAAGACACGUCAAGAAGGACGUCGUCUACCAAAAGAUAUCUGCGUUGAAAAUCCAACCUAUGCGGAAAUACGUGAUGUACUAUCGGUGACCAAUUUGCGCGUCGCUGUGGAAAACAAGCAGUACUCCAGGGAGCGCAGCAGGGAGCUACAAAUGCGUGGUCGCAUACGCGUUCAAAUGCGCAAUGACGAUGGCACGCCAUGCAAUCCCGAUUUGGGUAGCCGCGAAGAUGUGAUGCGUUAUGUAUCAACAAGAAUACCGCAACUGAAAACGCGUCAAGGCAAAUCUGGUGAUCAUCAACAGCACGUACAAGCGCAACAGUCAGCCGGUGGCAAAAAGGGCAAGGGCAAGAGGCGUUAAAAAGGGAAAAAGUGACAUUCAUACACAUUUUGUUUGGGUGUUUCUCAUUCAGUGUUCAAUUAUAACAAAAAUAUAAAUUGCACAUGUGAAAGUUCAGGCGGAAACAAGUAAAUUCGCAUUUUUUGUUUUACAUAUUUACAAUUUGUUAUUGUAACUUAUUUUUUAUGAAUAAAAUAUAAGAACAAUU